Molecule: messenger RNA, 4496 nt
Organism: Ylistrum balloti
Lineage: Eukaryota; Metazoa; Mollusca; Bivalvia; Pectinida; Pectinidae
Product: endophilin-A3-like
Exons: 11
Coding region: 82-1200 (372 amino acids)
Biological process (GO): synaptic vesicle uncoating
Cellular component (GO): cytoplasm; presynapse; glutamatergic synapse
Molecular function (GO): protein binding
Source: RefSeq, a predicted model, not a curated record
ACGACGUCGACACAGGAGUAACGAACUAGUAGAACUACCUUUUCAUUUAGUACGAUAAUUGCAGUAUCGCAACCCGUCAAAAUGUCUCUUGCGGGUCUUAAAAAACAAUUCAACAAGGCGAACCAGUAUAUGAGUGAGAAGAUAGGUGGAGCUAAAGGCACAGAGCUUGAUGAUGAUUUUAUGGAAAUGGAAAGGAGAAUUGAUGUGAUGGAAAAAUUAGUUGCAGACCUGAUCAAUAAAACACAAGAAUUUCUUCAACCAAAUCCAGCUUCCAGAGCAAAGAUAUUUGCUGCUAAUUCCUUUUCAAAAAUGCGAGGUCAAGCCAAGAACACAUCAUACCCCCAGCCGGAGGGAACUUUAGGAGAGCACAUGAUAAAACAUGGAAAGGACUUGGGAGAAGAAAUGGAGUUCGGGUCCUGUCUGGUGGAGGCGGGGGAAAGCUUCAAACAGCUGGCAGACCUCAAGUAUUCCAUGGAGGACACCGUGAAGCAGAAUUUCCUGGAACCCCUUGGUCUGCUGCAGGCCAAAGAUAUCAAGGAAGUCAAUCACCACAGAAAGAAGUUGUCAGGACGAAGACUGGACUUCGACUGUAAGAGGAGGAAAAAGGAUAAAGAGUCCGGAGCACAGAAGUCAGGAUCAACUAUCACUGAUGAAGAGAUUAGAGUUGCAGAAGAAAAGUUUGAGGAAUCAAAAGAACUUGCUGAAACAGCUAUGUUCAACUUAUUAGAAAAUGAUGUGGAACAGAUAGCACAAUUGCAGUCUUUUGUUGAGGCAGAAGUUGAAUAUCAUCGCUCAGCUGUAGAUGUUUUACAAAGCCUGCUGACCACCUUGGAAACAAAACGAAACCAUGCCAUGUCAAGACCAAAAUCAGAACAUGUACCAAAGAGAGCAUCUAUCAGAAACAGGACACCUUCGCCAGCCAAUUUCUACGAGUCCACUAAUGACUUUGACAAGGGGAGUACGAACAGCUACAGUUUCAAUUCUUCCCCACAGUAUGCACAAGCUGAGAAGAAGCAGCCUUGUUGUGAAGCCGUAUAUGAUUUUGACCCUGAAAAUGAAGGGGAACUUGGUUUCAAGGAGGGCGAUGUCAUCAACCUUAUUUCUCAGAUUGACGAGAACUGGUAUGAGGGUUCUAUCCAUGGCACCACUGGCUACUUCCCUGUCAACUAUGUCACUGUGAUAGUGGACUUGCCUCACUAAGGUUACUACCUGUAUGUGGAACUGACUGGGACUAAAGUGCACAGGAUCGUUAUGUCUUUUGCAUAUCUAGAGAGUUAUAAAUGUUUAUCUGUUGUCUGAGACUGCUGCUCAGACUAGAUGUAUUUUGGACACGGAUGACCUCACUCCACUCAGAUACAGGCCCCUGAUAAUUACCUUUAGGACAGACAGGUAUACAUCUUACAUGGAUUUUAGGGAACUCAGUAUAGCCCAGACUCUAUAUAAAUAACAACAUAUACAUCAAAGAGUCAACUAUCGGUUUCUCCUAUCUUUAUGCAGUAUAUACAGUACAACUGCAAGGAAGUUAACCCAGUUGUUUUGUAAUCCAGUUACAAUCUAUACAAGGAUAAUUGGAUUAUUCCACUGUCAUUUACAACCUUCACAUAUUUUCAGGUUUAUGGUAUAAAUAGACUAAUAAAUGAGGAUGAAAAAAAGUAAAUAUUUAUUUUGUAUUUCAAACAGAACCUGUUUUCUGUUACAAAUUUUACUGGGACUUGGGCACUGAAUGAAUUUUACUGCAUUGCCAUCUGUGUCUGGGACUUCCAAAUAACACCUUGUAUUAUGCAUUAGGAAGGGCAUUAUAUAUAUAUAUAUAUAUCUCAAUCAUAUGUGAAAGGAAGAGUAACCGGUGAACAUACAGCAUGUUAUUAACUUACUGUUUGAUGUUUAAACAUUGAGGUGCACCAAUGGUUUAUUAGCCAGGCCAUGUAACCCUGUCAAAACGAAAAGCUGAGUGUGAGAAAAAGUGACUUAUAGAGGGGGUAUUGUUACAGCUAUUGUUAAGUUUAAUGGACUUCCUGUCAGAGAAGUCAAUUCCAUGUAAAGAGACUGUUAUGUUUCAUGUGAAUAUGAUGUAUAAGUGUGAACCAUCUCCAAACACAUUUUGUCAGUAGUUAGUGUGUGCAGGAAGUAUCUGUCUGUAACAGAAUGAAAUCCAGCAGUUUAUAGCUUGUGACAUUUCUAUGUCUAUGAUAGGUAAAAGAUUGACCUAAGUUUGGCUAUAGAGAAGUAGAUAGAUCUGUCAGUUGUGAUCCCCCAAUCAAUGUAUUGUCUAGUAUAAUAUAGACAGAAAAAUAACUAGCCUGGAAAUGUUUUGAGAUAUACAGUGCUUAAAGGAUAUUCCAAUAUUGGUAGUCUUAUAUCUUCACAUGUAUUUGUGUCCAAAUCAUAUUAUAGAAAAUGCUAAAAUAUUGACAUUACUAAAAACAAAAUUAUUUACACUUGAAUGUAUUUAUGUCAACUUACAUGUUAUAGGUGUGGUGUUACUUAAUCACUUUUCAAGUUGAAAUCAUUGUGAUGAAAAGUGAUUCAACUUGUUGCAGUCUCUGAAUGCGGUUCAUAUAGCAAUAAUAGUGGAUUUGCAAAUUGAUGAUUGCAAUAAUUUGCAUACAAGUAAGAGCACUUGAAUUCCAUUAUGGCAAGUGAAGUAUAUAUUGAUCUGGAUACAGAUAAACAGGAUUCUAUCUGAUAUAGACUAUGUAUAUCUUGUAAUGGUGCUGUGGAGGCAUUUUUCAGCAUCAUUAUAAUUGUAGUAUAGAUGUCAACCACCGCACGGGAGAAGACAACACCCAAUAGUUAUGUGAGGUGAUUAAAUCCUUUUUGGAAUACCAUACUCCAAUAUAAAGAUUGAAUUGGAACUUGAAAAACAACUGGAAUCUUUCUCUCGUUAGGGGAGAAGAGGGUUGAUUCCUAUGUUGUAAACUUAAGUACAAUAUCUCCAGGUGUUCUAGAGAAUGCCAUUUUUUUUCUCCACAUUAUGACCAAAGUUUACACAGCAGAGUAGUACUAACAAUGCUAGAUAUAGUAAUACAACAUAUUUGGAUUUGUAUACCUGUUAUUUAGUUAUUUUGUUGGACCUUUAAACUGGAGAGUAUUCUGGUUACAUUUACCAGACUCUAGAAACUGUAAAGCUGUAUACCUGCACAGAUAGUCACACUGUUGUGCUAACUUUGGUCCAGAAUUCCUUACAUUAUUUUGUUAUAAUCUUGUUGUGAUGCUUAUUUAGGUUUGCUUUACAGAAUUUUUUGGUAGCAUAAAUAUGCUGGCUUGAAGUACCGCCAGCACCUUUAUUAAAUUGAGAUGAAGCUUGCAGAAUUCAGUCUUUAUUUAUUUCAUCAGAUUAUUUAUCAUGACUAGUGAACAUUAGUAGAUCAUGUUUUCUUAAAAGAGAUUAUAUUGUUAAUGAGUAUUCAGAUGGUCACAGUACUUAUAGAUUGCAGUAUCAUCAAUGCAUAUACAUGUACUGUAAUUUUUUAAAAUAACCUUUUACUAAAACUAUCGUAAUUUUCAUGAACAUUGCUACAACCUUGUAUUUCGUAUAGACAAAAAGAUUUUGUAAGAUACAGAUAUAUCUGUGUGAUGUUAGAAUAAUCCUAAUACAUAGAAUAUUGUAGAACAUCCGUACCCAGUUAAUUCUUUUCAAUAUUUAAAAUUUCAAUAGCUAACAUUUACAUGUCAAUUUUAAUAUUUGUCCUUGACAAAUUUUUUGAUCAUAUAUAUCACAAAUUCCUGGUGUCAUUUUUUAAGAUAGAAAUAAUAGUGUAGGUCUACAAAUGAUGCUAGUAUUAUCUUUGUGUAUUGGUGUGAACAUUAUAGAAGUUAAUUGAUAAAGUUUGGUCAUUAUUGACCAAUUUUUUGUUUCCACAUAACACUGAUAUUAGGUGCAUUAGAUCUGAAAAUAUAUAUUUCACAUUUAAGCUUUUACUACAGUAAUUAAAGGUAUUCUUGAAACAAGGAGAGUCUGUCACAUUGUACGCAGAGGAAAUCUUACCAUGCAUAUACCUUCAUAUGGCUACUGAAAUAUCAAUAAACACUCUGUUAGCCUGUAAUUUGGUAAUGUUGUUGGAAAUCUAUAUAUUCAUGUAGUCAUGCUUUUUAAAAGACACUGCAUGUUAGUGAUUUGCUCAAAAGUAACUCGGUCAUGGUUCAUUCCAUAUCCUUUUGUUUGAUCUUUUUAUUGUCAUUUCAACAAGUCAGAAGUGUUUUUAUCUUGUGCAAUUGACAAAAGCUUUGAUAUUUUCAUGUUUCUAUUGUUGUGAUUAAGUUGAAGAGAACAUCUUUCAUGUAUAUCCAUUGAAAUUGUAUAUAUCUGGUACAGUGUGUACUAAAGACGUGUUCAUGGCGAUCUUUUAAUUAUAACAAAUAUGUAUUUGGUUUCAUAUUUGCUUCAAUUUGUAGAUAAUGAGAUGUCUAUAGAAUGUGUAUAUCACAGUUUCUGUAUAUAUACAAGUAUGUAUUAUGAUGUUACGUUGUAAUAUAAUUAAACUCACAGAAAUUUC